GGAUUCAGCAUCUCUCAUCAACCUCAAGCAUCUCUCCAGUCGACUUCUGCUUGGCUAAACUCGGAACCCUAAAUUGAAUUUUCCGAUAUUCCGAAUUUCACUUUAAUUCAUUUUCAUCUGUACUAUGAUGAUCCCCAAUUUGUACAAUACACCCAACAAUUCAAUUGAAGUAUUAUUCUAGCGCUCUUGCUGCAUACAUAAACAAGCUGUGUGUAGGUACCUGAAGGAGCUCCUACAUUUACAAGCUUGUUUGAUGGAGGAUUGUAUGGAUCAUAGCUCUGGAGAAGACACUGACGGAGAUGAUUCUGAAGUAGAGGAAUAUGAAGAGAAAUCUUAUGAGGAGCUCAAGGGAGGGAAAUACCGGGUCAAAUUAUCUGAUGAAACUUUUGCUUGCCCUUAUUGUACUAAUAAGAAAAAGCGUGAUUACCAGUACAAAGAAUUGUUGCAGCAUGCUACUAUGGUGGGAAAAAGUGAUUCACAAAAGCGCAGUUUGAGAGACAAAGCAAAUCAUUUAGCAUUGGUCAAGUAUCUUGAGAAAGAUAUUUUCCAACAAGAUACAGCUAAAGCCUCUGGUCCAUCACAAUCUACAGAUGAAGUUGAUCACCUUGCAGAGCAUGAUGGCGAUGAGAUGUUUGUAUGGCCAUGGAAGGGGAUUUUUGUUAACAUUCCCACCAGGUUGGAGGAGGGACGUUAUGUGGGGAAAAGUGGUUCAACUAUGAGGGACUAUUUGACUACGAGAGGUUUCAAUCCCACCAGGGUGCUUCCUUUGUGGAAUUUCCGUGGUCAUUCAGGAUGUGCUGUUGUUGAAUUUAGAAAAGAUUGGGCUGGAUUUAAUAAUGCCAUGUCAUUUGAGAAGGCUUAUGAGGCUGAUCAUCAGGGUGAAAGGGACUGGAAGGUCGAUAAAGAUCCAAAGUCUGGUAUUUAUGGUUGGGUUGCUCGCUCCAAAGAUUAUAGAGCCGACAAUAUCAUUGGAGAGCAUCUUCGCAAAGUUGGAGAUCUUAGGACUGUUGCUGAUAUAAUGGCAGAAGAAGAACGCAAGACAGGUAAGCUAAUGUCAACUUUGACAAAUGUAAUUGAAGUGAAAAAGAGGCACUUGGAAGAGAUGCAGAGCAAAUUUGUGGAGACAGAAAACUCUCUUAGCAAGCUAAUUGCUGAAAAAGAUAAGCUUCAUCAGCAUUAUAACGAAGAGAUCAAGAAAAUUGGGAAUGGUGCAAGAGAACAUUUCCAGAGGAUCUUAAAUGAUCAUGAAAAGAUUAAACUACAAUUGGAAAGCGAAAAAAGAGAACUCGAGCUUCGAGGCCAUGAACUGGAGAAACGCGAAGUGCUUAAUGAAAAUGAACAAAAAAGGCUAUCUGAUGAGAUUGAAGAGAAUGCUGCAAAGAAUAGUGUGCUUCAGAUGGCAUCCGAUGAGCAAAGGAAAGCUGAUGAAAGUGUGAUGAAACUCGCAGACGAUCAGAAGAGGGAAAAGGAAGAACUUCACAAGAAAAUUAUUUUGCUCGAGAAACAACUGGAUGCAAAACAAGCAGCAGUGCUAGAAAUAGAACGUUUGAGGGGGCAAUUAAAUGUUAUGAAGCACAUGGGGGACGAUGAUAAGGAGGUUUUGAAGAAGGUGGAGGACAUACACAAAAACUUGAGAGAAAAGGAGGAAGAGCUCGAGGAUUUGGAAAGCCUGAAUCAAACUCUGGUUGUUCAGGAACGCAAAAGCAACGAUGAGCUGCAAGAUGCUCGUAAAGAAUUAAUUGAGGGAUUGAAGGAACUAUCAAAAACAUCACAUAUUGGUGUGAAGAGGAUGGGAGAGCUCGAGAACAAACCGUUUAUUGAUGUCAUGAAGAGGAAGUAUAACGGGCCAGAAGCAGAAGACAGGGCUUCGGAAUUGUGCUCGUUGUGGGAAGAGUACCUUCGAGAUCCGAAUUGGCAUCCUUUUAGAGUUAUCACUGUCAAUGGAACAUCUCAGGGAGUGAUAGACGAAAAUGACGAAAAAUUGAAUAGCCUAAGGAGAGACUUGGGGGAAGAUGUUUACAAAGCUGUAGCGACUGCAUUGACCGAGAUCAACGAUUACAAUCCUAGCGGAAGAUACAUCACAACGGAGCUCUGGAACUUCAACGAGGGAAGGAAAGCAACGUUGAAGGAAGGAGUUUCGUAUCUUCUAAAGAUGUGGGACGUCCAAAAACGCAAGCGGGUCAUGUGACCAUUUCAACCCGCCAUAGAACAAUGCACGAGCCUUUGUUCGUGGAUAUCGGUGGGAUUAUACUUGUUUCGGGCUUUCUUCAUGGUGCUACAAACUUCAUUUUAGUCUAGUUAUUGGAAUUUAUAAAUGGAUAUAAAAUCAAAUUGACAACAUUUAGACCUUUUUAUGACAUUCUUUCCAACAUUCCUUAAGGUGUAUCAAUAAUCUUCGAUUUAGAUCGCA
This is a messenger RNA of Cynara cardunculus var. scolymus (artichoke), 2410 nucleotides long. RefSeq names its product protein INVOLVED IN DE NOVO 2-like. The record is from RefSeq and is a predicted model, not a curated record. The coding region runs from base 254 to 2188 and encodes 644 amino acids. NCBI's taxonomy places the organism in Eukaryota, Viridiplantae, Streptophyta, Magnoliopsida, Asterales, Asteraceae. The transcript has 7 exons. Gene Ontology annotation, biological process: gene silencing by siRNA-directed DNA methylation.